AUGGCGACUUCUUUCGCACCAUUAUCCAUUUCAGUUGGUGGAUCUCAUCUCAAGUCCUCUGAACUGUUUUCAGCAAAGCGUAAUUCAUCUCUGGCUGGACCUAAGCUUCUUGUUCAAAGGAAAUCAAACAUUGUAAACAAAAGGAGCCUCACUUCACCCGUUCGUGCCAAAUACCGUGAUAACAGAGGAAGUGGAGGUGGGGAAUUGGUUGCUAGCUUUCUUCUGGGUGGUGCUAUUUUUGGAACCCUGGCUUUUGUUUUUUCUCCCCAUAUCCGAAGAACUAUGCUAAAUGAAGAUGAACAUGGGUUUCGGAGGGCCAGAAGACCAAUAUAUUAUGACGAUAGGGAACUUAAAGCCAAGGAAAUUUAG
This is a messenger RNA of Vicia faba (fava bean), 369 nucleotides long. The record is from the annotation of a GenBank genome assembly. NCBI's taxonomy places the organism in Eukaryota, Viridiplantae, Streptophyta, Magnoliopsida, Fabales, Fabaceae.